CGGUUUCCAAUGCUGGAGUCAUACCAUGUAACAUAUGAUAGUAAAGUCAACCAAGCAGAGAAUCUCAUAGAAGUUGGGAAAGGACCUGAAUGCACAGCCGUUGGAGAUCCAAGGUACUCAAUGUGUCAGCUAGCUCUCAAGGGUCUGCCUGCAGAGAUCUAUGAGACUAGUUGGGAUCUAAUCAUGGUCGAUGCACCCACUGGCUACUACGACGAGGCUCCUGGGAGGAUGACAGCAAUUUACACAGCGGGGAUGAUGGCAAGGAACCGGAAGCGGGCAGGAGAGACCGACGUGUUUGUGCACGAUGUGAAUAGGGAAGUAGAAGACAAGUUCUCUAAAGCCUUCUUGUGUGAAGGGUACAUGAAGAAACAAGAAGGAAGACUAAGGCAUUUCGUUAUCCCUACCUAUAGAGAUGGUUCAGACUCCGAAUCAAAUAGACCCUUUUGUCCAUAGUUGACACAAUGUUACCAAAUCUGAACUCUUUAAUGUUCCUUAUUGUUUUCUACUG
This is a messenger RNA of Raphanus sativus (radish), 508 nucleotides long. Its product is annotated as glucuronoxylan 4-O-methyltransferase 1. Gene Ontology annotation, biological process: xylan biosynthetic process. The annotation marks the transcript as partial. Lineage: Eukaryota; Viridiplantae; Streptophyta; Magnoliopsida; Brassicales; Brassicaceae. The transcript has a single exon. The record is from RefSeq and is a predicted model, not a curated record.